Messenger RNA from Cuculus canorus (common cuckoo), 3560 nucleotides. Its product is annotated as lipase member M. The coding region runs from base 142 to 1353 and encodes 403 amino acids. Lineage: Eukaryota; Metazoa; Chordata; Aves; Cuculiformes; Cuculidae. The record is from RefSeq and is a predicted model, not a curated record. Gene Ontology annotation, biological process: lipid metabolic process. Gene Ontology annotation, molecular function: hydrolase activity, acting on ester bonds. The transcript has 10 exons.
GUGGAGCAGAAGGAAUAAUAGCGCGAUGCAUGGUGGGUGAAAGCAGCGCGCUCAAAUGGUGGGGACCUCCUACUUGGCGGACGUCAAGAGGAAAGGCACCCACGCCUCUUCUGCUGCAGCCCCGGCUUGCAACAGAGCACCAUGAUGUGGCAGUUCAUAACCAUUGCUUAUUUAAUGUACAUCAGUGAGAAGUCAGAUGCGAGCCCUGAGGUGUCCACGGAUGUUGGUGAAAUUAUCCGCUACCAUGGGUACCCCUUCGAGGAGCAUGAAGUGGUGACAGAGGACGGCUAUUACCUCACCAUGCAGAGGAUUCCUCAUGGCAGAGACAACGCAGGAAGCACGAGCACCUCCCGCAAGGCAGAGGCACAGGGGUCCAGCAUGUUCUGCCCCCCUCCAAAGCCUGCUGUCCUUCUGCAGCAUGGCCUGGUGUUGGAGGGAAGCAUCUGGCUUAUCAACUUACCCAACAACAGCCUGGGCUUCAUCCUUGCUGAUGCCGGCUACGAUGUCUGGAUCGGAAACAACCGAGGAAACAGCUGGUCACGAAAGCACAAAGAGUUUGAGUUUCACCACCAGGAAUACUCAGCUUACAGCUUUCAUGAGAUGGCCAUGUAUGACCUUCCAGCAAUGAUCAACUAUAUUCUGCGGGAAACCGGACUGGAGCAGUUAUACUACGUGGCUUACUCUCAAGGCACCACCACAGGUUUCAUUGCGUUUUCAUCCAUUCCUGAGCUGGAUCACAAAAUCAAGAUGUUUUUUGCCUUGGCUCCUAUCACCACAAACUCAAAUACUAAGUCACCCUUGGUAACGGCAUUGCACCUUCCUGAGGGGCUUAUUAAGUUUAUUUUAGGACGCACAAUGAUCUUCGAUAAGGGUGAGGUCCUGCAGCAAGUGACUUCCACGCUGUGCGGCUACCCCAUCUUUAAAAGCCUUUGCUCCUUGCUCAUUUCCUUGCCUGGUGGGUUUUCCAACAGCUUAAACAUGAGCCGCAUAGAUGCCUACCUGUCCCACUACCCUGAUUCAACAUCUCUACAAAAUAUCUUACAUUGGCGCCAGAUCUAUCAAACAGGAGAAUUCAAAUGUUAUGAUUACGGAAGUGACAACAUGAUUCAUUACAACCAGACAACACCUCCCGUCUAUAAGGUGGAAAAUAUGAAAGCCCCCUUAGCUGCAUGGUACGGUGGCAGGGACUGGCUUUCAUCCCUUGAAGACGUAAACCUCGUACUGCCUCGUAUCACCAACGUGACGUACAAAAAAUACAUUCCUGAGUUUACCCACUUCGAUUUCAUUUGGAGUGUGCAAGCGUAUGAACAAGUGUACAAAGAAAUUCUUGAACUGUUGGAGAGGAGCACCUAGAGUCAGACCAGCGGCAGAAAUUGUUGGCUUCUCAUUUGACAUCUGGGGCUUUUUUUAUUGAAAAAAUAGGAAAAAAAAAAUGGGAAAAACAAAAAGGCAAAGGAAAGGCUCAUUAAAAUGCUGCACUUCGAUUGGACUGAUGUUACUCUGGCAAGUGAGGAAAACAAACUAAUCCAAUGAUCAGGAAAGCACAUAGGAUUUAGAUUAAAUAGGUUGAGAUCCGAGCAGAAAUCGGGCAUGGCCCUUGGACCCUGAGUCUCCCAGUGCCUCACUCACGUGUGUUUCCAGCAACAAGAAAUAUCAGUGGAAUUUGGACUCUGGUCAUGGUUGAAGGCUCUGGUCUCCCUACGCUUGUGUUCUCAGCUGCAAACACCUGGAGAGCAGCUCAGCUCCCUCCUGAACACUGAUGUUCCAUGAGAGUAGGUGUGCUCAGAUGGGACCACGUGGUGGGUAGGGCAAUGAAUCCUGCUGAGGUAGGUUUAUCCACCUUCUAGUGACUCUUCCAUGGCAAGAAUCCAAACACCCUGACAUUCAUUGCUUUCCAUUCUGAAGGGGCUAGAAACUUUGUGCCUGGAGGCAGCAAAUAGAGCUUGUAGGUUUUUGUUUGUUGGGUUUUUUGGGGGAAGGAGGGUAUGAGAAUUGUCCAUUUAGCAAACAUAGAGAACAUCUUUCUCAACUUCAUGCUGGCUCAGGCAACACCAAUCUUGCUCCUUCACGAAAGAAUCAUCAAUAAACUCUACCAGAAAACACCAUUUUGCACCAUUGUAAGCAAUGUUCCUAAAGCACAAACCCAGCUGGAAAGUCCACCUUUUGCCAACUCUGAGGAAAUAUUUUUGGUUUUCCUGUGUAGGAGAGGGAAGAAAAGUCUGAUGGAAGCCAGUAAUGAGUCUAACUCUCUUUCCAGCUUCUGGAUUAUACUUGUUAAAAAUAGAUUGGUUAUUGGAGGAACUGUGAAUUUGCCUGUUUGUGCGAUUAUAUUCUUAAAAAUGCUUAGCAGCAAGCUAAGGGCAAAGGAUAGGGCCCUCUUUCCACAAAGAUGUACAAAUAGCAGUAGUAGUAGUAAUAAUAAUAACAAUAAUAAUAAUAAAGUAGGAUAGGGUCCACUGUGUGGUUGUGCUGCCUUAAGCCUCCAGAGGAGGAUGGGAAGGGCUCAGCAGAGAUGUCUUGCCACGUGCAGGCAAGGGAGAGCUACUUGUCCAAUGCUUCCUCUGCUCAGGGAUAACUUUCAGUGGUUUCUAACACUGGUUUUCAGUCUACCCAUCCCUCACGAUGCAACUAGCAUCCUCCACCGCACGCCCCGUGGGGAAGAAAGGGCUGACAGAGGGCAGAUCGAGGGGCAUCAAGUCCAGCACAGCUGCUCUCCGGAGGCGAACACUGUGGAUCUUGGGGGCACAUUUCCAUCCAAGUGUCUGGAGAUGGUGAGACAGGGCUGUUGAUGCACAUCCUUGUAGGACAACUGCAGUAGAUUCUGAGUUAUCACCAAAGGUGACGGCUGUAAAGGUGUUUCACUACCCACUUUUACAGCUAGAACUGACCACAGAAGAAAACAGGAUAGGGUGAGGUGACCUCAGGGUGUACGAAUUAGGUUAUAGGUUAGAUAUGAUCUAUCUGGAACAAUGGUGAUUAGCUACCUCACUUAGUAUAUUUGUAAUGACUUCUUUGUAUAUUUGUAAUGACAUCUUUUUCCACGUGAUAGUUAUUUACGACAGAGCUCUGCCCCGGAGCAGUACACUUACGGGACUGCACUGUGUUCAUGCCAUGGAUAUCAACGCAAAUGCAAAACAGCUUUUCUGUCUUUGCAAAUAAACACCCAAAGCUUGGCAAGGCGUUUCCUCAAGAGACUUCCAGAAAACUUUCAAGAACUUCUCUGUAUUUAGUUCAAAAGCACUAACUUUUUACUUCUGAAAGUAUUUAAGAACUGGAAGGUUUAGUCUCUUCCGGAUCGGGUUAUAAUGUUUCUGCCACUUCUGUAAUUAUCUGAUGCAGCGUUUGUAUUGCACUGUCUUCAGUCACUGGCAGUCGCCCAUCAUGGAGUGUUUGGGUGAAGUUCUCUCUCAGUCAGGUUCUGGAAGUGCUCUGCUCCAAAGGAUUAACAGCUGUUGAAGAAGUUCAUUUUGGAAGCGAACAGAACAGUGAAUAAUCGAGGUUCUUUUAGCAUAAAUAUUGUGAUGUUCUGUCAUCUGUGAUUGCCUUGAUUAAUAAAUAGA